This is a messenger RNA of Gaeumannomyces tritici R3-111a-1, 2737 nucleotides long. RefSeq lists its product as hypothetical. Gene Ontology annotation, biological process: inosine biosynthetic process; adenosine catabolic process. NCBI's taxonomy places the organism in Eukaryota, Fungi, Ascomycota, Sordariomycetes, Magnaporthales, Magnaporthaceae. Gene Ontology annotation, molecular function: adenosine deaminase activity. The record is from RefSeq and is a predicted model, not a curated record. The coding region runs from base 292 to 2340 and encodes 682 amino acids. The transcript is spliced from 4 exons.
UUGCGGGGUCUCUCGUCAUUCCCCGUCGCAAGCCUAGCCCCAUCAAUUUGUCGCAAACUGUGGUGCCCGCAAGGCACUGCUGCGCCCACCUCACAUUCCCUUGGCCGGGGUCUGAUGGCAAUUUGAGCAUCCCCUCAUCGCAAGAGCUCCAUUCACGCGGUCGCAGUUUGAUGUCUGCCGACCCUGUCACGCUGUAUCGACAGAGGAAGCGCGCGACACCCGGGCUGCUUGUGUGACUGCGCAGCUGUCAGAUGACUGCCUAAGGGGUCAAGGCUUCGCACCCGACUACAAAUGAGCGCCAGUCCCAGUCGCCGCAUCACCCGGGCUACUUUGAAGCGGCGCAAAAAGACAACAGAGCCCGAGGAUCGGUCCCAGCAACCAGCGCCGAUGGGGAACCGCUGCUUCAAAGACGAGAGCAGCGACAUGGGCCAUGACAGCAUGGACAUAGAUACAGACCUGCCGGCGCACCCCGCGUCCAACCGCAAAGGGGACGCCAUGAGUUCCCCCUCCAUCAGCUCCACCAACUGGAGCACGCUUCCCGCCCUCGAGCACGCCGUCAAGGAGCGCAGUGGCGCCGUGCCGCCGAGGCAGCAACUCGACAUCGAGACCCUGGAGCAGUACGAGAAUGAUCGCAAGAACAUAACGAAGAUAGAGCAGGUGCUCGCCUUUGACUUUGCCUGCUUCACCAAGGCUGGCCAAAAGGAGCGCGACGCGAACGCAAUCUUGCAGCUGCUGCGCCAAAAGGACAAGGAGCUUUUCGAGCGCGCUCCGCCCAGGAAAGGCUACCAAAAUCAGCCGCACAAGCGGCACCCCAGCGACCACCAUCUCACCAACCUGGACCUCGUAAAGAAAACCGACAUCUUCCGCGUGGCCCGCAAGAUGCCAAAGGGCGCGCACCUACACGUGCACUUCAACUCGUGCCUCGAGGCAACGUUUCUGUUGAACUUGGCAAAGGACCAGGAGAAGAUGGAUAUCGGAAGCAAUACGGCCCUGAUGAACACAGGUGACCUUGAAGAGUGUGAAAUACAAUUCACCAUCAGGGGAGAGCUCGGCGGCCGUUCCGGAGGCCCUCGCAAAGGGCUUAAGCGGGCCUGGACUAGGAAGUUCAUUGGGAACCCGCCAAAGCCCCCGGUUCUGGUGAACUUGUUCGACAAGGAAAGGUUCGAUCAGAGCGAGGAGCCAGCCGACAAGAUACGGUGGAUGAGUUACAAAGACUUUCGCGAUGAGUUCCCACACAAGUUCCCGGGGCGGGAUUUGGAUGCGUGGCUCGAGGGGAAGCUGGUCUACAACGCGGAGGAGGCGCACGGCGUUCAUCAAACGGCUGAAGGAGCCUGGGCCAAGUUUAAUGGGCGCACCAGGAUGAUGAAGGGCCUGUUCAACUACGAGACUGCCUAUCGGAAGUACACCCAGCAGUGUCUGCAGGACUUCGUUGACGACAACAUCCAGUACGCCGAGAUCCGACCCAACUUUAUGCAUACGAAUCAGGUCUGGUCAACGGACGGCAAGCAGCUAUACGACAACUACGAGAUCAUGAAGAUCAUUGCAGAUGAAUGCAAUAGUUUCCUCGAGAAUUGGGGGAGGAGGUCAGACGCUCCAUUUUUCCAAGGAAUCAAGGUUAUUUACUGCACCCCAAGAUCUUUCCCCGACAAUCUGAUCAAGGACUCUCUGGUCGAGUGCUUGGGACUCAAGCUCUCGGAAAAAACUGGCCACAUGAUUGCUGGCUUCGAUCUCGUCGGUCAAGAGAGCGCCGGAAGGCCCUUGAGGGACCAUGUGCAGAACCUGCUCGAAUUCCAGGCUAGUUGCAAAAAGGAGCGCGUGGAAAUACCGUUUUUGUUCCACUGCGGAGAGACGCUCGAGAUGGGGACCGAUACGGACGGCAACGUCGUGGACGCGCUCCUGCUCGGCUCGAAGCGGAUCGGCCACGGCUUCUCGCUUUCCAGACAUCCAUACAUAAUGGAAAAGAUGAAGGAGCAAAACAUUUGCCUCGAGGUCUGCCCCAUCUCCAACGAGAUCCUGGGCCUCACGCCUAGAAUCGGCGGCCAUGCCAUGUACAACCUUUUGGCGAACAAUGUGCACUGCACGGUCAACAGCGACAACGGAACGCUGUUUAGAUCGUCAUUAUCCCAUGACUUUUACCAGGUUUUCGUAGGCAGGGACGACUUCACGCUCCACGGAUGGCGCCAGCUGAUCGAGUGGAGCUUGGAACAUGCGUGCCUUGACGAGAUCGAGCAUACCAAGGUCUACAAUGAGUGGAACAAGCUAUGGGACGAGUUCUUGGACUGGAUUUUGGAAACAUACGAAGUCCUCCUCGACAAGACCAACACGACAAGGACUGGAUAGCAAAGCAGUACAGUCUAAACGCUGUCUAAAUCAGGACAAGUAAUAUUUCUCUUUCUGUUUCUUUGGACCUUUUUUCAUGUUUGUAUACAUGUUUGGGAGCACAAUAAGGGGCUAUGAAGCGAGGGCGGGCUUCUGAUAAAUCCACAGUUUUUGAUAGCCUGAUAUUGUUAGAGGGGUUAGGGCGUUUUGGAGUUGGCAAGACGGCGGGGAUUCUGGACGUGGCCCCAAAAACGCCGCAUCCCUAGAUCGAGAGGUCAGGGUGGGCAGCCACCUUGGGCCUCGAUGAGAGGGACUUUCAGGGGCGAAUCGGACAAGCAACAAGACUUUUUUUUCCACCUCGAUUUGUGGCUAGCCCGAGCAAGCGCUAGCUCGGGGGUUUCCCGACAGGUGUGCGCCG